ACUCCAUGGAUUCCUUUGAGCAGCUCAGACCAGAAGAUGACCAGUCAGUAGUGAGCAGAAUGCAGAAGAAAUACUGGAAGACUAAGCAGGUCUUUAUCAAGGCAACAGGGAAGAAGGAAGAUGAGCAUGUGGUUGCGUCCGACGCAGAACUGGACGCCAAACUUGAGGUUUUUCACUCCAUCCAGGAGACAUGCAAUGACCUUGUGAAGAUAGUUGAGAAAUACCAGCUAAGACUCAACGUUAUAUCAGAGGAAGAAAAUGAACUAGGGCUCUUCUUAAAGUUUCAAGCGGAACGGGAUGCAACUCAAGCUGGCAAAAUGAUGGACGCCACUGGCAAGGCCCUCUGCUCUUCAGCCAAGCAAAGAUUGGCCUUGUGUGCUCCCCUGUCUCGUCUUAAGCAAGAAGCGGCAACGUUCAGCCACAGGGCUGUUUCUGACACCCUGGUGACUAUUGAUCGCAUGGAACGGGCCCGCACUGAGUACAGAGGGGCCCUGCUGUGGAUGAAAGAUGCGUCGCAGGAGCUUGACCCAGACACUGCCAAACAGAUGGAAAAGUUUAGAAAAGUACAGAGCCAAGUAAGAAACAGCAAAGAUUCUUUUGACAAGUUAAAGAUGGACGUCUGUCAGAAGGUGGACCUGCUGGGAGCUAGUCGCUGCAGUAUGCUCUCUCCCUCCCUCACCGCCUACCAGAGAACACUGCUUGGGUUCUGGGAGAAAACAGCUCAAAUGAUGUCCCAAAUCCAAGAGGCCUGUGCUGGCUUUCAUCCGUACGACUUCAUAGCUCUCAAGCGACUACAAGACACUCCAGGCAAUCUCCCUGCAGACUACAAAGAAGAACAAACAGAAAGCAGCUGUCUUACCACAAACCUCAAUAGGGUAGCUUUGUCUGAAGAGGACGAGAGACUUGAGAGAGAACCAGCCGCUGCAGGAGCCCUGUCCAGAGACUUACGAGAAGGAGAUGAUUUUGAGAAGGAAUUCUCAUUUCUGAACAGCCUCCUUAGCCCCACUUCUUCCAGUGCUAGAGAGUUCACGCGGGAGUGCCGGCCUGCCUGUGGGAGCGGGAGCCCCAGCACUGGCCCCGCCUCCCAGGAGCCAUCAGUAGGCCCCAGGCCUCUCGCGUCCUCUUCCCAGUUUCUUCCUUCACAACUCUUUGACCUUGGCCUUCAUGCUGAUGGAGCUUUCAACAGCUGGGUUUUCCAGGAGGGCUCAGAACACUCAGAUACCUUGCCAGUACCUUCACAUCGCCACAUCUUCACAAAAAAAUUAAAGUACUUGGGUCCACUCUCAAACCCAGAUGCCAUUGGACACUCAGAUGAUGAGCUUCUGAAUGCCUGACUGAUGUCCUGGUGACUGAUGGCACAGGCUCAGGGGUCUUAAGGCACCAACUGUGCAACAUGUGCCUUUCUGAAGAGACACUCCCACUGCGACCACACACAGAAGCAUGUGUUCAUGACAGACAUCUGCCAGCCAGCUCUAGCCAGAGGUUGGAGCACCUGAGCAGACUGUUGUACUUAUACUGGAUCUGCAAGCUGUUGACGUGCGUGGAUAAUUUUACAAACUCCUGAGUCUGCAAUACUGAGAAACCAAAUUUAUGUCUGAAUCACAGAAGCAUGGCGUAUUUCUUCGGAAAGUGUUUUAUACUUGUUACUUUGCUGUAAGAGGAUAAAGAAUAGGAUAUAAAGUGGCUAUAGUUUGGGGCUUUUCCUUGAUAAUGAUGGGUGUUUUCUGUUGUGGAGAACAGCACUAGAUCUAGAAAGCUUUAUCCUGAAGUACAACAUAGAACAAGAUUAGAGAACUGUUUUACUGGAAUUAGAGAAAUGUGUUUGCUUUUCUGUAUGAUAUUAGAGAAACGUGUGUUUGCUUUUCGGUAACUGGAAACUAAAUGCAAUGUUACAUUUCAUUCAUACACAAUCAUGGAUACACUUAGUUCCAUUAUUAAAUUUUCAUGGGGAAGAUAGGAUGCAAAAUCCAUCAUUUGUAGAAUCGGGAAAGGAAUCUGCAGGCCUGUUUCACAAACUGUGGCAGCGACACAUCUUCAUGCUGCAAAGAACAAUGAGGACAAGGACAAGCACUGCCUGCCUGGGCAGCAAUCUUGCUGAACCUCCAGAAACUUCUGUGAACAAGCACUGCACUUGUAACACCUGUCUUUACAGUUACAUUCUAACUCAUCACACACUUUAACCCAGAGGCUGGCAGACAUGGAAAGUUUUACAGAAGGCUAAGGAGCAUCCCAUGUUCUUUCUUGAGAUCUAACUCCCAAGACACCAUCUGAUUACUAAGCAAAAGCUACUGGCAGAGGAUGUCUAAGGUUUGGAGGGAAGACUCUUCAGUGGCAGUUGGGCAAGCUGGUAAAAUCAUGGCUCAUGGAUUGCCACCUGCUCACUUCCUGUCCUUUCUUGGCCACCCUUUAAUCUAGGGCUAGUUUCCCUAGUGUUCUGUCAUCCAGUUCAUUGUGGCUGAUGUCCCACAAGGGAUAUUUUAAUUAAGUUGUUUACUGUAGUUUUUAUGGGCUUAGUCAUUAGCCAGUUGAUUCAGAUUGAAAUUACAUGUCAUGUCCAAGUCAUGGACAUUAGUGACCUAUUUUUAAGGAAUAAACCAGAGUGGGCAGGAUGCCAUCCACUGCACACACUCAGCAACCUGGCCUAACCCUGUGAACUGCCCCUGGGCUCUCUAGAAAGCCAGUGUCAGGUCACUGGUGCAUGGGCUGCAGACUCACCUGAGGGUCAAGAACAAAUUAAGACUUGUUCCUGAAUAUCUUUAGUCUUAAUAAACAUCUCUUCAAAAGCACUUUUCUUCUGUUCUGUGAAAAUUUCCAGAACACAGUCAUUGUUCUGCCAAGACUAAUCUCUGGGAUUACUAUUAUGACUCAGUCUAAAGCUAGUGCCCAGAGCAAUCACUGCCAUCAACCUCAAGAAACGCUAACUUACAUAGUCUGUGCUCCUGCUCUUUGUGAGGUUAUCCUUCCAAUGAGUUAGUUCAGUUAUGAGAACACAGUUAUGAGCACUUACCAGAAGGACAGAUGCAGGGAAGGCAUAGAUUAUCCUAGGAACAACUUUGUCAAAAUAGGUAUGUUUUAUAUUGAGUGGGGAAACACCUAUAUUCUACUUUAUUUUAUCCCAGAAAAGACUUCACAGAAAGUCAGCGAGCUCCAGCAGAGCCACAUUUGCCUUCUCCUCAAGAAACACAAGAAUGGCAGGUCAAACUAUCAAGUGUAAUUUGUAUUUUCUGAGAUUUUAAUUG
Messenger RNA from Apodemus sylvaticus (European woodmouse), 3239 nucleotides. RefSeq names its product islet cell autoantigen 1 like (gene Ica1l). Gene Ontology annotation, cellular component: Golgi apparatus. Gene Ontology annotation, biological process: regulation of transport. Bases 6 to 1334 code for a protein of 442 amino acids. The record is from RefSeq and is a predicted model, not a curated record. Lineage: Eukaryota; Metazoa; Chordata; Mammalia; Rodentia; Muridae. Gene Ontology annotation, molecular function: protein domain specific binding. The transcript has 11 exons.